GACAAUCUCUGCCGACUGAGCAAAAAGAAGGAAAAAAACUUCGACAUGACCAUAUUGGAAUUAAGUGUAUUUUUGGCUUCCAUUUAGUAAUUAACGAAAACUUUCGGGCAAAACAACACAUCAAUGAUGCAUCCCUAUAAAAACUUCAAAAUUUCAACUCUCUGAGUCGGAGAAACCAGAAAAAUCCCGAAUGGUUGUUCCCUUCGCUUACGGUGUUGUACGUCCAGUUUCCGCUCCAUGGAUCCGGUUAAGCCGCUCCACAAACCCGUUUCUCCCCUGUAGAAAAGGUUCAUUUUCCGUUUCGAGAAAUGGGCCCUCUCGUUGGAAGAGUACCCUCCACGCUUCCCUUCAGCCAAGUUCUGUAAGUGUUUCAAAUGGAGCCAUUGACCAAUCGGAAAUCAUUUUCAUAGGAACCGGGACUAGUGAAGGGAUUCCGCGUGUUAGCUGCCUUACUAACCCUAAUAAGACAUGUCCAGUUUGCACCAAGGCUACAGAACCGGGUAACAAAAACAGGAGACUUAACACAAGCAUCCUUGUUCGCUUCCCAAGACCAUCUGGAAGGUGUAACAUUCUUAUUGAUGCGGGCAAGUUUUUCUAUCAUAGUGCUCUGAAAUGGUUCCCUGCUUACGGGAUAAGAACAAUUGAUGCGGUUAUUAUUACUCACUCUCAUGCUGAUGCAAUUGGAGGUUUGGAUGAUCUACGUGAUUGGACAAACAAUGUUCAGCCUUCUGUCCCAAUUUAUACAGCACAGCGUGAUUUUGAGGUCAUGAAGAAAACUCAUUAUUAUUUGGUAGAUACAAGCGGAGUUACGCCUGGUGCUGCAGUUUCAGCAUUGCAGUUUAACAUAAUUCAAGAAGAACCAUUUGUAGUGCAUGAUCUUCAGUUUACUCCAUUACCAGUGUGGCAUGGACGUGGUUAUCGCUCUCUGGGUUUUCGUUUUGGCAAUAUUUGUUACAUUAGUGAUGUUAGUGAAAUACCUGAAGAUACAUAUCCUCUUCUCGAGAACUGCGAAAUCCUUAUAAUGGAUGCCCUGAGACCAGAUCGAUCUUCAUCAACUCACUUUGGACUUCCAAAGGCUUUGGAGGAAGUUCGAAAAAUCCGACCAAAAAGAACAUUGUUCACCGGUAUGAUGCAUUUGAUGGAUCAUGACAAAGUAAAUGACGAGCUCGUAAAGUUGAAGGAAACAGAAGGCCUUGACGUACAACUUAGCUACGAUGGGCUUCGUGUGCCAGUAACUCUACUUUCCUUACACUCUCUUAAGCAUUAAAAUUUGCUCCUUUACUACAGUUUUUUGCAAUUUGGGUGUGAAACUUUCAUAUUCUUUAGAGCCUCAAAUUUUCAGAAAAUGGGGUAUUUUUGUUUGAAGUUAUAAUAAAGAUUAAUAUCAUGUACAAAUUUCUGAUUUCUUGAUUUAUUUUUAUGGUUAAGGGGGAUUGUGAAGACUCAUCAUAGGAAAAUAGAGAAUAUUUUGUGAUACUUAUUACUAUUCCUUUAUUGUUGUUGUUAUUAUUAUUAUUAUUACUUUUUUUUUUUACUUGGUUGCUAAUAUUUUUAAAGAAUUA
Messenger RNA from Striga asiatica, 1562 nucleotides. The record is from the annotation of a GenBank genome assembly. Lineage: Eukaryota; Viridiplantae; Streptophyta; Magnoliopsida; Lamiales; Orobanchaceae.